CAUAAAGUGCAGGCAGGGGAAGGCAGGAGGACGGGAGGGAGAACCGUUAGCCGUUAGCCGUUAGCCUCCUUCUACUCCUCCUUCUUCUUCUCUUCUUCUUCACCGUGUGAACGUUGUUGUUGUGUUUGUUCCGUUCCCUCUUAUCCUCCCCUCUCCUCUUCUUCUCUCCUUUCUUCUUUUUCUUCUUCUUUAUCCUCCCGAUGAGUUCCUAUUUUGUCAACUCCACUUUCCCGGUGACGUUACCGGGAACGGGUGCCGGCGGACAGUCGGCGGAGUCGUUCCUCGGUCAGAUCCCGCUUUACUCGUCGGGAUACGCCGCUGACCACCCGCUCCGGCACUACUCGGGGGCGGCAGCCGUCACCGCCGCGCUGCCGUUGCGUACGGUGCGAGCGGCGGCUGUGCACCAGGACAAAUCGUAUCCGGCGUCCAGCUACUACCAGCAGGCGGCGAACGGAGGGGUACGGCGGGCACCGGGGUGCGCCAGGGUUGGUCUAGGGGGCGCAACAGGAGCCGGUGCAUGCGACUACGCCACGGCAGCGGCGGCCGCGGCGGCUGCGGCUGUGGCGACGAGCUUUUACCGGGAAAAGGAGCACCAAUGCAGCCUGGAGGAGCACCAGCUCGCCCUGAGCCAGGAAGGCAUGCACCGUAAAGCGGAGUGCGCGGGUCUGAGUGGGAAAGGGAUGUUCGGGGACCCGAUGGACGACAAGCAUUCAUCCGCCCCCAUUUAUCCGUGGAUGCAGCGGAUGAACUCGUGUAACGGGACCUUCGGCAGCCCCGGGAGGCGCGGGCGGCAGACGUACACGCGCUACCAGACGCUCGAGCUAGAGAAGGAGUUCCACUUCAACCGGUACCUCACGCGGCGGCGGCGGAUUGAGAUCGCGCACGCGCUCUGCCUCACGGAGCGGCAGAUCAAGAUCUGGUUCCAGAACCGGAGGAUGAAGUGGAAGAAGGAAAACAAGCUGAUGAACUCCUCUUCUUCCUCAUCCUCCUCUUCCUCCACGGUGAACGGUGUGGAGGAAGAGGAGAAACGGACGGAGUGAAAAAAAAGACUGAUGUAAAAAGAGUCAAAGACACUUGAAAAAAGGAAGAUGGAGAAAAAGACAUGGCGGUUAAUCCCUUUCCGUUUUCGUCCAGACUUGUGUCUGCUGGAAACUCCUGGGAAAAGUAUUUUAAUUUAACUUUCUUUACCUGAGCAGUGGUUGAAACAUUUACAGGACAGGAGGACGGGGAGAGGAAUCCUUUUUUGGAUCCCUCAUGAAAUGUUUCCAACUCUUUGUGUGGUCUCAACAUUGGGAAAUCAUUCGUAAGAGACUCGUGAAGCAACCACGUGACUGUUGAAAACACAUCUACAAACUAGAAAUAUAAAAAAGAGAAACACAAACUUAAAAUGUGAGAGGGGGUGGUGUUGUAUUUUGAAGUAUACAGUAAAUUAGUAACACGCCCCAUGUUUUGUUGCAUUCCGAGAACACCACCUCACUUCUUAUUCUACCUAGUUUUUAUUUUUUGUCAAAUGUACUUCCUGUCUGUCAGGCACUUAUUUUGAAGCUUAAGGACUCGACCAUCCUUUUUUCUACUUAUUUGUAAACGUGUUGUGUGUAUUAUACCUUCAAUUAACGUGCGUACACACACGAGGCGGGAGGGAAAGCUAUUUGAGGAGUGUAUGUAUGUCCUAUGGUGUUCAUAUUUAAACUGUAUAGAAAUAAGAAAGGAAAAAAUCAUGUAAAUGCGGGUCGGGGAGGUUGGGGUGGGGGGCUUAUUCCACCUUUCUAGGUGUUUUCCAACAUAGAGGGGGUGUUAACCUACUGAUGUUUUUCUCCAAACUACCUAAAGACGUUCAGGAAAGCGUUAUAUAUAUUUUAUGGAUUUUUACAUUGUUUAUGUUAGUGUUUUUGUCCAGUAAUUACGUAUAUACCUAUGAGAAAUGUUCAAUAAAAUGUUAAGUAUG
Messenger RNA from Trematomus bernacchii (emerald rockcod), 1945 nucleotides. RefSeq names its product homeobox B6a (gene hoxb6a). Lineage: Eukaryota; Metazoa; Chordata; Actinopteri; Perciformes; Nototheniidae. Gene Ontology annotation, molecular function: RNA polymerase II cis-regulatory region sequence-specific DNA binding; DNA-binding transcription factor activity, RNA polymerase II-specific. Gene Ontology annotation, cellular component: nucleus. The record is from RefSeq and is a predicted model, not a curated record. Gene Ontology annotation, biological process: anterior/posterior pattern specification; regulation of transcription by RNA polymerase II.